This is a messenger RNA of Helianthus annuus (common sunflower), 3090 nucleotides long. RefSeq lists its product as uncharacterized. Lineage: Eukaryota; Viridiplantae; Streptophyta; Magnoliopsida; Asterales; Asteraceae. Gene Ontology annotation, molecular function: catalytic activity. The record is from RefSeq and is a predicted model, not a curated record. Bases 1 to 3090 code for a protein of 1029 amino acids. The transcript is spliced from 2 exons.
AUGGAUUUUCCUACGGAUUCGACGUUUCCGAUGGACAGUGAUAGCGAAUCGUCUUCCGACAAUGAAACGCUUAAAUAUUUUGUGUCGGUGUAUAACGAACUAGAAUCAAGUUCGUCCCGCCCAAAGAAGAAGAUAGUGAAUCGUGAUCGAACCAUAGACGGUGAGAGUCACAAUUAUGUCUUAAGACCGUGUCCACGAAAGAGGGGUGCUAAUAAAGAGGACAAAAGAGGGUAUAAUUUACGUGUGGCUUCUUGGAAUGUAGGAUCUCUUAGUAGUAAGUUGCUAGAGUUAGUUGAUGUGCUUAAAAGGCGUAAGGUACAAAUAGCAUGUCUUCAAGAAACUAGGUGGAAGGGGCAUAGAGGGGCAGAAUGCAAUGGGUAUAAGUUGUGGUAUUCAGGGUCGGAUGGCGCUAAGAACGGAGUGGGUUUGCUAGUGGCUAGUGAACUGCAUAAAAAUGUUGUGGAAGUGAUAAGGUACAACGAUAGGAUUAUGAUGUUAAGAUUGGUAAUAGGUGAGGAGGUAAUGGCUGUGAUUUGCGCCUAUGCGCCUCACGUGGGAUUAGGAGAUCGGGAGAACAUAGAGUUUUGGGAUUGCUUAGAUGUUGUACUGAGGGCCAUACCUAGGGAGGAGAGAAUUUUUAUAGGAGGUGACUUUAACGGCCAUAUAGGUAAGGAUAGUGAUGGUUUUCAGGCGGUACACGGGGGUUUUGGUUUUGGUGAUAGGAAUGAGCCUGGUAGGGACCUUCUAGAGUUCGCAGUGGCCCACGACCUGGGUAUUAUGAACUCGUUUUUUAAGAAACGAGUUUCACAUUUGAUCAUUUUUAGUAGCGGGGGGCGUAACACGCAAAUAGACUACCUAUUGAUGAGGCGAGAAGAUCGACGAUGGUGGAGGGACUGCAAGGUUAUACCAGGGGAGACAACAGUGACUCAACACCAUUUGCUAGUAGCGGAUUUACGUUUGAGAAGAAAACUGUCGGAGAGGGAGAGGAAAGGUCGACCUAGGAUCCGAUGGGGAAGCUUGAAGGGAGACAAGAUUACAGUGUUUAGAGACAAGGUUAUCCCUAUGACAGCCGAUUCGGUGGGAAGGGACGCAAACCGAAUGUGGGAGGCUAUGGCGACCACCAUCACCCAGGUGGCAGUGGAGACACUAGGGGUGACAACAGGAAUGACUAGCGGACAUAAAGACACCUGGUGGUGGAGUGAGGAUGUACAAAUUAAGAUAAGGGAUAAACAAGAGAGUUUUAGGGAUCUUUUGACGUGCACAGUCGAGGAAGAGCGAUUGAGGUUGAAGGAGAGGUAUAAAAAGGCCAAAAGAGAGGCAAAGAAGGCAGUGGUAGAGGCAAAGAACACAGCUUACAAGAAGAUGUAUGACCGCUUGGAGACGAAGGAAGGAGAGCAUGCCAUGUUCAGGAUUGCCAAAGCUAGGGAGCGUAGAAAGCAGGAUCUAGGUGUAGUGAAAUUUAUAAAGGGAGAAGAUGGGCAUGUCCUAGUAAGAGAACAAGACAUUAAGCUGAGAUGGCAAACCUACUUUCGUAAUCUUUUCAAUGGGGGAAAGGAAGCCGAAGAAGAAAGCGACCACAACAACAUUCAAGGACGACAACGGAAUAACUGCUAUUGUCGGAGUAUUACAAUGGGAGAAGUAAGGACAACACUCAAGAAGAUGGGAAGGGCUAAAGCUGUUGGUCCUGACAACAUACCGAUAGAGGUGUGGAAGUGUUUCGGAGAGGAUGGAGUUCGAUGGCUAGCUAGUUUGUUUAAUGUUAUUUUCAAAUUUGGAAAAAUCCCGGACCAGUGGAGGAGUAGUGUCGUAGUGCCCUUGUAUAAGAACAAAGGAGAUGCCCAGUGUUGUGGGAACUACAGAGGAAUCAAGUUACUAAGCCACACUAUGAAACUAUGGGAGCGGGUAAUUGAGACUAGGAUUAGAAAAGAAACUCAGGUUACGGUAAACCAGUUUGGUUUCAUGCCAGGGCGCUCAACGACUGAAGCGAUCCAUAUUCUACGGAGACUAAUGGAAAAGUACAGGGAGAAGAAGCGAGACCUACAUAUGGUGUUCAUUGACCUUGAAAAGGCAUAUGAUAGUGUGCCACGUAGACUGAUUUGGGAAAGCUUGGAGGAUAGGGGAGUUCCUGGAAAGCAUAUAGACUUAAUUAGGGGUAUGUAUGAUAGGACUGUGACUACAGUCCGUGCGCCUGUAGGAUAUACAGAGUCUUUCCCCGUGGAAAUAGGACUCCACCAAGGGUCCGCGUUGAGUCCAUUUCUUUUUGCGGUGGUCUUGGAUGAGCUGUCCAAGUCGAUUCAAGAGACAGUUCCGUGGUGCAUGCUUUUUGCCGACGAUAUAGUGUUGGUUGCUGAAACGAGACAAACCCUAAAUGCGAGGCUAGAGGAAUGGAGAGCAGUCCUAGAGGGCAAUGGUUUAAGGAUCAGCCGCUCAAAGACUGAAUACCUCUAUUGUAAUUUCGGUGGUGCAGAUGACAACGAGGACCCCCAGCUUACCAUUGAGGGUCAAGUGGUCCCACAAAUGACUAAGUUCAAGUACUUAGGAUCGUUUGUGCAAAGGGACGGGGAGAUAGACAGUGACGUAUACCACCGCAUCCAGGCUGGUUGGUGUAGGUGGAGAGCAGCCACUGGGAUUUUGUGUGAUAGGAGGUUCCCAACAAAAUUAAAGGGAAAAUUUUAUAGGGUAGCACUUAGACCGGCUAUGUUAUACGGGACAGAUUGUUGGGCCAUCAAGAAAACACAAGCACGUAAGAUGGAGGUAGCGGAGAUGAGGAUGUUGAGGUGGAUGUGUGGCCACACGAGGUUAGACCGAAUAAGAAAUGAGGUUUUUAGGGAAUGGUUAGGAGUGGCUAGUAUAUCAGACAAAUUAAAAGAGGAGAGAUUGAGAUGGUUUGGGCAUGUGAAGAGGAGACAAUUGACAGAACCAGUUAGAGUAGUGGAAACCAUGACAGUGGAAGGAAGGAGGAGUAGAGGCAGGCCCAAGUUGACUUGGGAUGAACGACUUAGGCAAGAUUUGGUAGAGUUGCACCUCUCCGAGGACAUGGUUCAGGAUAGGAGCUCGUGGAGACGUAGGAUUAAGGUUAAGGACUUGUAG